Molecule: messenger RNA, 1431 nt
Organism: Micromonas pusilla CCMP1545
Lineage: Eukaryota; Viridiplantae; Chlorophyta; Mamiellophyceae; Mamiellales; Mamiellaceae
Exons: 1
Biological process (GO): L-phenylalanine catabolic process
Cellular component (GO): cytoplasm
Molecular function (GO): homogentisate 1,2-dioxygenase activity
Source: RefSeq, a predicted model, not a curated record
UACCUCCGCGGGCUCGGGAACGAGCACGCGUCCGAGUCCCUCCCCGGAGCGCUCCCGGAGGGAAGGAACAACCCGGCGCGAUGUCCGUACGGUCUCUACGCGGAACAAAUCUCGGGCACCGCGUUCACGGCGCCGAGGAGCGAAGGGAAGAACCUGCGGACGUGGAUGUACCGGAAGAAGCCGUCCGUGACGCACGAGCCGUUCAAAUCUAUCGAACACAAUGCUGAACUUGGCUCUAAGCUCGGCGAGAGGGUGAUCGCGGACUUCGCCCCGUCUAGCCGCGACAUCGAGGCGACCCCGAAUCAGUUGCGGUGGUUUCCGAGGAAAUAUCCGGAGGUUUCUAAGAUGACGGGAAACCGUAUAAGAUCGACUUUCAUCGGAGGAUUAGAGACCGUGUGCGGCGCGGGGUCUGCCGCUACGAAGGACGGGUACGCGAUUCACACGUACGCGUGCGGCGUGGACAUGGUGAACGAUUGCUUCGCCAACGCGGACGGCGACAUGCUCAUCGUUCCGGAAAAAGGCACGCUCGACGUUCAGACCGAGCUCGGGCGUCUGGAAGUCCCGCCGGGGUUCGUGUGCGUCGUACCGCGAGGGAUUCGGUUCAGAGUGACGCUGCCGGAGAUACCGCAAGACGGAGAAGAAAACGAACCAGACGCGGACUUCGCGCGCGGAUACGUCCUGGAAGUUUUCUCCGGCCACUUCGAACUCCCGGACCUGGGCCUCAUCGGCGCCAACGGCCUCGCGUCCGCGCGAGAUUUCGAGAUGCCGACGGCGUACUGCGACGACGACGAUGCGAUGCACAGAGCGCGCGAUGCGGGGGAGUGGGCGAUCGUCCACAAGUUCCUCGGUGAAUUCUUCGAGGCGAAACAGUCGUUCUCGCCGUUCAACGUCGUCGCAUGGCACGGCAACUACGUCCCUUUUCGGUACGACCUCUCCAAGUUCUGUCCGAUGAACUCCGUGUCGUUCGACCACGCGGACCCGUCGAUAUUCACCGUGUUGACCGUGCGAGGCGGGUCCGCGUCGCGACCGGGCGCCGCGUGCGCGGACUUCGUCGUGUUCCCGCCGCGCGUUAACCCGACGGCGGACACCUUCCGGCCGCCGUACUACCACCGCAACUCCCAGACCGAAUACAUGGGACUCAUCAGAGGGCAGUACGAAGCGAAAGUCGACGGCGGGUUCCUCCCGGGCGGCGGGAUGCUACACAGCUGCAUGACGCCGCACGGGCCGGACGCGGAGACGUUCGCGCGCGCGUCGUCCCCGCGCGCGUGCGACGAGGCGGGGAGGAUAGGGGACGACGCGUUGGCGUUUAUGUUCGAGUGCGAUUACGCGCCUCGGGUGUCGAAGCGCGCGAUGCGCGGGGAGACGCUGGAUGAGAACUACUACAAGGUGUGGAGCUCGCUGAGGAGUUACUUCGACGCGAACGAUAGGGAC